AUGGCCGACGAAUAUAAACCUCCGGCCCUGCCGUCCCCCUUCACCAACACUACACCAGCCCCCACACUCCUCGUGCAAGGCGCCGAGGCCCACCUCUACAAGACCGUCUCUCUCGACCCCUCCAUCCCAGCAGCCCUCAAAGUCCGCCCCUCCAAGCCUUACCGCCACCCCAUUCUCGACCGCCGCUUGACUCGUCAACGGAUCAUCCAAGAAGCUCGAUGCCUAGUGAAACUGGUUCGGGAAGGGGUGAGUGUCCCCGCCGUGCUGGCGAUGGAUUGGGAAGGGCAGGGCGGCGAGAGCGCGUGGGGAGGUGCGUGGUUGAUGAUGGAGUGGAUUGAGGGACCUGUGGUGCGAGUGGUUCUCGAGCAGUGGGAGGCUUGGAUGAAGAAGAAUGCCGCCUCAUUGGACCAGAGUCAGAUCCAGAAGGAAGAGGACCGAUUGCGGGGUCUGAUGAAGCGCAUUGGACAUACACUCGGUGGUCUGCACAAGGCUGGCGUCGUGCACGGAGAUCUGACGACGAGUAACCUGAUGCUGCGCUCGCCCGCUCAGGAAACCACCGACAGCCCGACGGGAGUCUCCAUGGAGGGCGAGGUCGUCCUGAUCGAUUUUGGUCUGGCGGGACAAAGUACGCAGGAUGAGGAUCGCGCGGUGGAUUUGUAUGUGCUGGAGCGUGCCAUUGGCAGCACGCACCCCCGAUCGGAGCCUUUCUUCGAGGAAGUCCUGAAUGGAUAUCGGGCCAGCCACAAGGGAACUGGAUCUACGCUUAAGAAGCUGGAGGAUGUGCGGUUGAGAGGCCGCAAGCGGAGCAUGAUUGGAUAA
Messenger RNA from Penicillium cataractarum, 819 nucleotides. It is a transcript of the gene bud32, whose product is annotated as serine/threonine protein kinase BUD32. Gene Ontology annotation, cellular component: EKC/KEOPS complex; cytosol; nucleus. Lineage: Eukaryota; Fungi; Ascomycota; Eurotiomycetes; Eurotiales; Aspergillaceae. The record is from RefSeq and is a predicted model, not a curated record. The transcript has a single exon. Bases 1 to 819 code for a protein of 272 amino acids. Gene Ontology annotation, molecular function: protein serine/threonine kinase activity; ATP binding. Gene Ontology annotation, biological process: protein phosphorylation.